CGCCAAGAUGGCCGCGAGGGUUGUCAGCUGUGUCUGCACUUCCCCCAGUAAGAUGGCGGCGGUAGGUGUCGGAAGCGGCCAUGCUGAGGCCGAGGUGAAGUCCGGGGUGGCGGAGCAGUGCGUCCCGGUGUCUGAAGUGAUGAUGGUGGAGCAGGGGGAGGGCGCCGGACCCCCGAGGCAGGUCUUACCCCAGGCCGUGUCCGAGGAGGUGAUCCGGACCAUCACGGAGACCAACCCGGUGUAUUACCUGCAGCCGGACGGCAGCCUGGUGCCUGGGGGGCCCGGGGUGAGCUGGUGUCCGGGAGGGGCCCAGGCGGCGGUCAGCACGGCCCCGGAGCCCCCCUCUGAGGUGAAGAAACCCCCCAGCCAGCAGGUCCGGACCGUGUCCCAGCACGUGGCCCUGCGGCAGGGAGCAGCCAGCCCUGUCACCAGGAUCAUCGACCAAAAGGUAACCAGCCACACCGGGCGACCAGGGCCAGCUCGUACGCAGCCACACCGGGCGACCGGGGCCAGCUCGUACGCAGCCACACCGGGCGACCGGGGCCAGCUCGUACGCAGCCACACCGGGCGACCGGGGCCAGCUCGUACGCAGCCACACCGGGCGACCGGGGCCAGCUCGUACGCAGCCACACCGGGCGACCGGGGCCAGCUCGUACGCAGCCACACCGGGCGACCGGGGCCAGCUCGUACGCAGCCACACCGGGCGACCGGGGCCAGCUCGUACGCAGCCACACCGGGCGACCGGGGCCAGCUCGUACGCAGCCACACCGGGCGACCGGGGCCAGCUCGUACGCAGCCACACCGGGCGACCGGGGCCAGCUCGUACGCAGCCACACCGGGCGACCGGGGCCAGCUCGUACGCAGCCACACCGGGCGACCGGGGCCAGCUCGUACGCAGCCACACCGGGCGACCGGGUUUAGUACAGGGGGGAGAGGGCCUGGGGUUUAGUACAGGGGGGAGAGGGCCUGGGGUUUACAGGGGAGAGGGAGUACAGGGGAGAGGGACUGGGGUUUAGUACAAAGAGGGGACUGGGGGGGGGACUGGGGUUUAGUGCUUACGAUUCAGAAGAUGUUUUGAUCCAGAGAUUUUCAACUUCAGCAUCAUACCUAAGUGUAAUCCCCCUUGAUCUAGGUGAUCUCCUGAAAUAUUCUAUAUUAAAUGAACCCUUCGAGCACCAUAUCCUGCUGUAGUUGUUAUGGUUCCAGAAGGGCCCUGGCACCCUCUCAGAGCAAUUUUUCAAAUAUUUUAGAACAAUUUUAAAAUGUACCCAGGUCUCACUGACAGAUUAGUCUACAAUGGUGUCAGGGCACUCCUGGCACCAUAACCACUACAGUGAACUAUAAUAGUUUUGGUGCUUAGAGUAAUUCUUUUAGAGACCAUUAAAUGUUUUGAAACAUUAAUGCUCUUUAUUUAUUACCAACCACACAUGUUAUUUGUAGGUGAGAUGCAUACAAAGCCCAGGUAAUGAAGGAAUUAUGUGCUGUUUAUUCUGUAAUCGUUAUAUUUUGUGCUCAUUUUCUUUGCAGGAUCUGAAAUCCAUUCGGAUUGAGGUGCCAGGCCUCCAACCAAAGAAAAACAAGAUUCAAAUUGUUGGUCCUCUACAGCUUUUGCAAAAGUCUGCAGUUCAUGGCAAGAUGAAUACAGGCACUCCUAAUCUCCUCGGCGCACAGGUCAUACGUAUCAAGCCUCAAUCCGAGCAGGAACAAGAACAGUUUUUCCUGCAAACUUCUGAUGUGGCUUCUCCCAUACAGCUUGUUCAGAACUCACAGUUGAUUUCCGAAAAAUCAAAUAAUGGUGACAACACGAACACAGCCUUAAGUCCUGGCGAGACUGUGAGCGAGGAGACGUUUAGUGCUGCACUGACACAGACUAAUCCAGUGAUCAUUUCUGCCUCGCUUGUUAAUUAUAAGUCCCCUGACAAAAAGCAAAAGGGCAAAAAAUCUUUAAAAGUAAAGACACGUUCUGGUCGCAUAUCACGUCCUCCAAAGCACAAAGCUAAAGACUACAAAUUUAUCAAGGUGGGGGACCUGGCUCAAACCCAUCCUUCUGAUUCCGAUGAUUACUCAGAGCUAAACACUGAAGAUGAGCAAGAAUGGACCAUAGGUGGUUUACCACUUGAUUCGCAAAACAAUCCCAUGAAACACACAUUGUUCCAGUGUGCGACUUGCGAAAAGUCAUAUAUGGGAAAGGGAGGAUUAUCUCGUCAUUACCGUCUUCAUCCAAAUCAUGGGCAGCUGCCAUCCCUAAGCCAUAAAGAUGCUACUACAGCUAGUGGUACAUCUUCAGGGAAUGCAAAGUGCUUAUCCAAUGAGCAGCCGGUAAGAUGUUAAGACAUUUGUCUUUGUAUAAAAGCACAGAUAUUUAGAAAUUACACAUUCAAGGACUCUUUUUUUUUUUUUUUUUUUUAAAGUAUGCUAAAGAUCUGUUAUAUUAAUGUGACACUGUUUUUGUUUUACAAAAAUCUGUUUAAACAGUUUAAAACUAUUUCCAACACAUUAGCUUCCUUGAAUAUAUUGAAGCUUACCAUGGAUUUGCAUCUUCAUUUUCACACAACCUCUUUUGAGAAAAAAAGGAAUCCAAAGUGUGUCAUGUUGAACAAUAUCAAAGGAAUAAUUUAAAGGGAAACUCCAGUGCCAGAAAAACAAUCCGUUUUCCUGGCACUGAAGGUCCCCUCUCCCUCCCAUCCCCCGGUAGCUGAAUGGGUGAAAACCCCUUCAGUUCACUUACCUGAGAACCUGCCGAUGUCCCUCGACGGUGGUUUCUUCUCACCGCCGCUCCUCCCAGGCAUUACGUCGGCCGGUGGGCCGGCCGGGGACACCUAAUGCGCGUUAGAGCUCCCCAUCAUUGCUUUCCUAUGGGGAAUUGAGCUACGCUGGAGGUCCUUACACAGUGUGAGGACGUCCAGCGACGCUCUAGCACAGGUUUUCUGUGCUAUAGAGCAGGAAGUGCCCUCUAAUGGCUGUCUAGUAGACAACCACUAGAGGUGGAGUUAACCCUGCAAGGUAAUUAUUGCAGUUUAUAAAAAAAACUACAAUAAUUACACUUGCGGUGUUAAGGGUAAUGGGCAGAAGUGGUCUAGGUGCCUGGAGUGUCCCUUUAAUGUUAGGAAUACAAACUUGUAUUCCGAACGCUAGAGUGGUAUACUAAAUAUUUGACUCUUCGGAGUGAUAUUUGUAACUCUGUUCAUAUAUUUCUCAAGUAAGCACAAGACACACUCAACGGAAGAAUCGCAUAGCAACUACAGUGCAUGCUCUGUAGUUACUGUGAUGCCAAGCAGGAGAAUUGCCUUCACCUCUCCCCAUUUGCACAGUUGUCAAUGUAGUGGUCUACGCUAGGAAUAAACUUCUUUGACAACUGACAAAUGAAAGGUAGGACCACAUUUAGACAUAUUUAAAAGGACAUGCAUGACUUAACAAUUGUAUUUAUUUAUUAAACUAUCAAGCAGACACUUUUUUUAAAAACAAAUAUACAAACCAAAAUAAUGCAAGAAAAACUUUAACCCCUUAAGACCGGAGGGCGUACAAUUACGCCCUAUUUUAGGCGGCUCUAAACGCCGCCGAGCGUAAUUGUACGCCCUCCGGUCUUUCAUUACUUAACCGGACGCCGGCGGUCCCACGCUGGCGAUCGCGGUGGGGGGGACUACCAGGGAGCCCCCCCGCGGCAGAUUCUCCUCCUCCAGUGCCCCCCGGCUAUGUGAGAGUGAGGUCCUUGCGAGGACCUCACAAUCACAUGGCCGGGUAGGCUGCCUCCUGCAUUGCCAGCAGGGGCACUGCCUGUAAUGACAAGUGGUCCCCCUGCUGGCUGGAAAUAAAAUUAAAUUAAAAAGUGUAAAAAAAAAAAAGUAUACUUAGAAUAUAUAUAUAUAUAUAUAUAUAUAUAUAUAUAUAUAUAUAUACACACACACACUGUCUAGGUGUAUUUUAUUAUUAAUAUAUAUAUUAAUAUCAAAUUAUACGUAGACUGAUACUGAUUAAAUAUAAUAUAAAAAAUUAAAUAUGUAAAUACGUUAAAAAAUCAAAUUAAAAAAAUAAUUAAAUAUAUAGAUGUUAUUUCGUUCUAACUGUAUUGUGAUAUUAAUAUAUAUAUAUUUAUAUCAAAAUACACGUAGAACGAAAUAUAUAUAUAUAUAUAUAUAUAUAUAUAUAUAUAUAUAUAUAUAUAAUAAUAAUUCUACAUAUAUAGUUAUGUAAUAUUUUUACAUAAUUAGGUAUCUUAAUUAAUUACAAUUAGCGGGACCUGCCUGACAACCCAUGCCAAAAGUAAAGGGAAUUUAAUUUGCUAGCACUAUAUUUAACCCUAUAACUUUCCAAGACACCAUAAAACCUGUACACGGGGGGUACUGUUCUACUCGGGAGACUUCGCUGAACACAAAUAUUAGUGCUUCAAAACAGUAAAGUGUAUUAUAACAAUGAUAUCGCCAGUAAAAGUGAAGUUUUUUGCCUUUUUCAUGCACAAGCAGCACUUACACGGGCGAUAUUAUUGCUGUGAUACUUUUUACUGUUUUAAAUUAUGUUUCAUAGCUAAAUAUUUGAUAUUAAAUGAAAGUCCUGUUUCCCCUGAAUAUAAUGAUAUAUAAUAAGGGUGGGUGCAUUUAAUAUGAAAGAGGUGAAUUACGGUUGGACAGACAUGUAGCGCAAAUGCCAGGUUUUGUUUCGUUUACAACCUGUACAUUUGGCUCCGUCCUUAAAGGACCACUCUAGGCACCCAGACCACUUCAGCUUAAUGAAGUGGUCUGGGUGCCAGGUCCAGCUAGGCUUAAUCCAUUCUUUUAUAAACAUAGCAGUUUCAGAGAAACUGCUAUGUUUAUGAAUGGGUUAAGCCUUCCCCCAAUUCCUCUAGCGGCUGUCUCAUUGACAGCCGCUAGAGGCGCUUGCAUGAUUCUCACGGUGCCGCGCGUGCGCAUUCAGCCGCAUGGGAGGAGAAGAGGAGGAUCGGAGGAGGAGAGCUCCCCGCCCAGCGCUGGAAAAAGGUAAGUUUUUGUUUUUUUUCUCCUUCCAGAGCCGGGUGGAAGGGGGUCCCUGAGGGUGGGGGCACCCUCAGGGCACUAUAGUGCCAGGAAAACGAGUAUGUUUUCCUGGCACUAUAGUGGUCGUUUAAGGGGUUAAAAAGUAUGUAAUAAACGUUUAUAAACUUAUUAUGAAAUUGGUUAGAUUGCAUUGUUGAGCACACCUCUCAGCAACAUUCACAUAAUGUAAUUGAUUAUUUUCUUACAGCAAUUGUAUUUGUCUGUAGUGUUGACAUUUGAAUGCAGUUGUGUGUUUGUAUGCAAUGUUGCCAUUUGAAUACAGUGGUGUAUUUAGGUGUAGUGUUGUUGUUUGAAUUUGAGUUUUGGGUGCAGGAACAUGGCUUCCCUGGGGUCUAGCGGAAGCCAGCUGGCUGAUGGAAAGCUGAGUUUUCCAGACUUCCCUCCCCCUCCUGUGUGUGUGCCUGCCUCCCAGCACAGCUCUCCGCAAGCUGGGAGGAAGCGACCUAAACUCACUUCCUUCCUGCAAAUCGCUGUGGGGCGGGGAGGAAUUAACAUUAUAACGGGUCCUUGUCCGAUCCGCUUUUAGAGGGCUUCUUAUCUAAGAUCCCGCCACCAGGUUGUAAGUUUGACAGCCCUGCUAUUCAUCUUAUCGCAAUUAUGCUAGCACAGUGUAGGAAGAAUUAUUUGUAAGACUUAUUUUCUUACUGAUUACCAUUUUCAUUUAGGCUACAACCACUGAAGCAGAAAAGAGGCUAUGCGAAGAUCCACAGGACCCUACUGUUCACAACGUGCCCACCUCGGCCAGCAUAGGAUGCGAGAAUAACAGUAACGAAAAAACACCUGGCCUCAUGGGAAGACCAAAACCCGUAGGUAGAAGAAGUGUUGGAAGAUAUAGACGUCCUCGGAAAAUACUGAGAACGAAUUCCCCUGAGCAAGACGCAUUAAAUAAACUUAAAUUAAAAGAGGUGUGUAAGUGACUUUUUGUAUAAUGAAAAUCUCAGAUUCUGCUAAAGUUAGAAAAAACACAGAAAACAAAACACUAAUCUCCCACUAUGCCGAGAUCUACUUUAGGUAUGUCAUCAACUUUGAUCUGUUAAUUGUCAUAGAUGCUUUAUUGACAUAAAUUUAGUUCCCACACACCAUGUUUAAAAAGGCACGGUAGGGGUGUUGGCUCCAUACUUGCAUAAUUGAAAGUUCAGAACACCCUUUAGUUGUCGCCCCUCCACAUGUUCCUUAAAGGGGAAAUAAAUCGCUAUGGAUCAAGACUAGCUAAAGCGAUAUUUAGUAGAUCUCCCCUCUAUGAGAAAGAAAACCAAAACCUUGAGAUUAUACAGUCCGAGCUGGAUGAUUCAAGCAACAGUAACUUAGAAUUUUAUGAGUGAAAGAGAUGCAUUUAAAAUUACUAAAUGAAACAUUCAGAGGCAAGUAAAUUACUAUCCCUUCGAUCCAAGUCAGCACAUACCUAAAUAAAAUUACUGAGUGUGUGCCAAUAUAAUAUAUAGCAAAACAUGGAUCUCAAAUUCCUUUUCAUUUAUGUACAAAAUCUGAUAAAGGUAAUAGAAUAUGUACAAAAAUCCAACUGGGCCAGUACAAUAAAAAUGAGGCACCCAUCCCAUCCACUGGGUAACUAGAAAAUGCAAAUGGUUUUUCACAAAAUUUUAACUCCUUCCUGAUGUUAUGUGAUAUAAAGUGACGAGGGGUGUUCUAUGGUUUAAAUUUGUAGGGCUUAAAAUUUCUACUCCUCUUUUACUAGCCAGGCUUUGAAUGUAAGUAGCCACUGCAAACCUGGAAGGUCCAUGACACACUCACCAACAGUGGAUUUCUGCUCACCAGAGCUAAAUCUCCACUCCCCAAUGACUAGUGGAAUUUCUGAUCCCUGAUGUAGAUAUCAAAUACAAGUAUGAUAUUAUCCAAACAUUGUACGUUUUACUAAUAAAAGUAUUUCUCUUAAUAGUUGCUCCAGCAAUGUGAAAACGAGGACUUAAAGGAACUGCUUCUCCCAUAUGUUACAAACCUGUUUACAGUGUAUGAAUUUUUACUUUUAAAGGUCAGUAUUCUUAAUGGAUAACACCACACACACUUUAGCUAUCUGAAAUGCUUUAUGUAUGAAAUGUUUGUCUUUUUCUAAAAAGAAAGGGGAAAAUUUCAUAAAGAUUGUCACUUUUUAAAUUUAGCUUUGUUAUACCCACUGGCUGUCAAACACUCACUUUACGUCCUGGUUGUUUAGCUCAGUGGAACUAAAUUCAAGAAGCAGCAAUCUCCCAGAGCACCUGCAUUGCAAAGGUUUCUAAUUGAGCUGCACUGUGAUACUGGGAAGUCUGUGAUUGGACUAGGGAAACGGUGGGGUGGCUUGCAAGUUCUGCUGCCUUUUCAAUCUGUUUUUAGAUAUACCCCUAAUUAAAUAAUGCAUAAUUAAAUGCAACCAUGUUUUCAUUACUAAAUAGUAAUGAUUUGAGUUUUUUGGCGGGGAGGGGAAAGUGUCCUUUUAAAUCUAUGUAUAUGUCUUAGGGAAAUGUAAUAUUUUAAAGGAACAUGCGUUACUCUCCAACUUAAAAAACAAAACACUACUCUGCAUGAUCACACUUCCUCUGUCAGGAUGUUGCAAGGUGUAGAAAGCUUUAGAUUGCACAUGUGUAAAUUUGUCAGGCAUGCCAAAUGUACUUUUUCAGCAUUCCUAGGGAUAGUACACUGAUUAGUUAGGUCAGUGGAAAGCAUAAUAAAGUAGUAGCAGUUAUAACAAAAAAACAAAAACAAAAAAAAAAUCAUAUUUACUUUGUUUUUUUUCAGCCUGCAAAGUGAGGCAACUGUAUAGCUGUCUCCAACUGAUGUAUGUCCCUUUAAUGUAACAUGCAUGAAAAGUGAAUUUUAUAUAAGAUACUUACAACACAUUUACAAAAUGUAUUUCUGUAAACUUUCUAUUUUUUUUAUUUAAAAAAAAUACUCUUACAGAGUAAAAAUCGUGCUUACAAUUAAACUGGCUUAUUUAUAUGACUUUUUCUUUUGUUUUCUUUUUCAAAAGGUUGAAUAUGAUCAUCCUAAGAAUCCUCAUUUUCCUUCUGUGUAUAAAGAGUUUGAAAUCUUGCAUUCCGAUAUAAAAGCCCUGGCUGAAGACUAUUUCAGUAAUAUGGACCAAAGUAUGAAAAAGGACUUUGACAUAAACGACCCGAAGGUUAGUUUGCAAUCGGUUCAAUAGACAUUGGAAAUGUCUUCUAUGUUUGAACACCUCAUACUUGGAAACCGUGAGUUAAUGGUGUGAAUGACCAAACUUCAGCUUUAAGAAGAUGCUCCAUCAGACCAGGAAAAACUAGCACCACUGCAUAACCCACGUGUCCUUUUGAAAUGUCUCUAGCUUUAAAACAAUAAAACCCUAGACCAUUAUUGAUAUUUAUCUAGAAAUAUUGGAUGGACCUGGUUCUACCAAACCAGCUGAUCUAAUUAGCGUAAAAAGCGACCCUUUAGUGUGAAAGACCGCAGCUAGGGAUUUAUCUUUUGACUAAACAUGAUCUUUGUCUGUUUCAGGUGGAUAUAUAUUUAUGUAUUGUAUAGCAGUUGGAGAUAUAUAUAAUUUUUUUAUUUUUUUUUUCAUACUGUAUGCCAGGCUAGUAUUAUUCACACCUAUUAUUUAACAUCUUUAACGUAGCCUUACAACUUUUCUUCCCUUGACAAAGGUAUAAAUUUGAUGAAUACAAGAGCUUAGUGGUGUACUAGCAAAACCAUUAACAGAUUUAUUUAACCAAUCAUUGUUAACAGGAGUAAUCCCAGAAGAUUGGAAGUUAGCAAAUGUUGUGCCCAUUUACAAGAAAGGUAAUAGGGAGGAAUCGGGCAACUAUAGGCCAGUAAGCCUUACUUCAGUAGUGGGGAAAGUGAUGGAAACCAUGUUAAAGGAUAGGAUUGAUGAACAUCUAAAAACACAUGGAUUUCAAGAUCAGAGACAAUAUGGGUUUACUUCAGGGAGAUCAUGCCAAACUAAUCUUAUUGAUUUUUUUUUUGAUUGGGUAACUAAAAUUAUAGCUCAGGGUGGUGCAGUAGACAUUGCUUACCUAGAUUUCAGUAAGGCUUUUGACACUGUUGCAGAUAGAAGGCUUACCAAUAAACUGCAAUCUUUAAGUUUGGAUUCCAAUAUUGUUGAAUGGGUAAGGCAGUGGCUGAGUGACAGGCAACAGAGAGUUGUAGUUAAUGGAAUAUAUUCGAAGCAUGGACUUGUCACCAGUGGGGUACCUCAGGGAUCUGUACUUGGACCUAUUCUCUUUAAUAUUUUUAUUAGUGAUAUUGCAGAAGGUCUUGAUGGUAAGGUAUGUCUUUUUGCUGAUGAUACUACGAUAUGUACCAGGGCUGAUGUUCCAGGAGGGAUAGGCCAAAUGGCAAAUGAUUUAGGUAAACUAGAAAAAUGGUCAGAAUUGUGUCAACUGACAUUUAAUGUGGAUAAGUGCAAGAUAAUGCAUCUUGGACGUAAAAACCCAAGGGCAGAAUACAGAAUAUUUGAUAGAGUUCUAACCUCAACAUAUGAGGAAAAGGAUUUAGGGGUGAUUAUUUCUGAUGACUUAAAGGUAGGCAGACAAUGUAAUAGAGCAGCAGGAAAUGCUAGCAGAAUGCUUGGUUGUAUAGGGAGAGGUAUUAGCAGUAGAAAGAGGGAAGUGCUCAUGCCAUUGUACAGAACACUGGUGAGACCUCACUUGGAGUAUUGUACACAGUACUGGAGACCGUAUCUUCAGAAGGAUAUUGAUACAUUAGAGAGAGGUUCAGAGAAGGGCUACUAAACUGGUUCAUGGAUUGCGGGAUAAAACUUACCAGGAAAGGUUAAAGGAUCUUAACAUGUAUAGCUUGGAGGAAAGACGAGACAGGGGAGAUAUGAUAGAAACAUUUAAAUAUAUAAAGGGAAUUAACACAGUAAAGGAGGAGACUAUAUUUAAAAGAAGAAAAACUACCACAACAAGAGGACAUAGUCUUAAAUUAGAGGGACGAAGGUUUAAAAAUAAUAUCAGUAAGUAUUACUUUACUGAGAGGGUUGUAGAUGCAUGGAAUAGCCUUCCAGCUGAAGUGGUAGAGGUUAACACAGUAAAGGAGUUUAAGCAUGCAUGGGAUAGGCAUAAGGCUAUCCUAGAUAUAAUAUAAGGCCAGGGACUAAUGAAAGUAUUUAGAAAAUUGGGCAGACUAGAUGGGCCGAAUGGUUCUUAUCUGCCGUCACAUUCUAUGUUUCUAUGUGAAAUUUGAGUGGGAAAAACAUGUUUUUUGUAGCUUAUCUACUAUUCUAAACCGUCAUAACUGUUUAUUUUGACAGUGACAUUAGUACUUCUGCAUAAAUAUUGGUGAUCAGUCAGAAUACGGGCAAGACAAGGGACCUCAUGCAAUUACUGGUUAUUUGUUCUCCCACGCAAUUUCCGCAGUAAUUUUAAAAAGCUAUACAUAUUUUUCUUAUAUGCCGGAUUGUGAGGUUUAUUUAUUAAUUUUUUUCCAACCUUUUUUAUUUUUUGUGACCUAGCUAUGCAGGUUAAGUAUUAGAAAACAUUUAUUUUUCAACCUUUUUUGAUUUUUUUUUUGGACGGCUAAUUUCAGGGGAGAAAUAAUCAUUAGUAUUAAUUUUGCAAUACCAUUCCAUUGUGUACGCAUAUUGUCUUAUUUAACAGUUCUAUGAAUGGUUUGGUAUUCAGCCAAACUUUAUGGCUGACACAUUGUUCGCAAGAUCAGAAUUACUUUCAAUUUUACAUUAGUUUGCGAGGUCACCCUGUUUAAUGGGACAUUCUAAUCAAUAUACUCACUACAGCCUAUGGGUGUCUGGAAGCCAUCUCAUUAUUUUCUAUUACAUGUGCAGUCUCCAGACUAUCAUCCUUACACUUUUUUUUUGGUUACUAUUUGGGGAAGUAUCACUUUCACAUCCAGCAACCCAAGUACUUGUAAUGUGUAAGAACGCAGUGCGACCUGAACACGCAGGAGCUGUGUUGUUGUUAUGCUCACAUAUGCCAUACUGAUGGUAUCCAGGACAGCACUAGACAUUUGUCAGAAAAUUAAGUAACAUAAAAAAAAAUCAAGCGUAGGUUUGUAGGCACCAUAACCACUACAAUAAUCUAGAAUGCUGCACCUCUCAGAUUUGCAGUCUAUAAUGGAUGUAUUUUUUUUUUUUUUUUUUUGCAGGUUGCGGAAUCACUGGGCAUCUUAUUGGAAGACUCCACUGUUGGCUCAUCGUCGCAACCAAAUAAUGAACAAGAAAGUUCAGAGACAAAGGUGAGGCGCUUGGAUGGGAUAUGAGUACGUCUGUUCUUUCUCAUGGAGUUAUAGGAAUUCUGAUCUGAUUUUUACCAUGUUUUCUGCAUUUUAAUAUUUUGUAUUCUGAUAGUUGCUUAAUUUCUUCAAUUGAUGUGCUUUUCCUAGUGCUCAGAUGAUUUCGAGCCACCAGCAAAAAGGCAGAAAAUAGACGUUACAGAAGAUGCGUACACUGAUCUUAACAGUACUAAUGAAGCCCCUUCAGUCACUUGUGAUGAUGAGCAGAAUGAGAGUAAGUGUGCGUUGUUUAUGCCAAAUCUUAAUGGAUUCCCAGUGUUUGAAGCAGGCGCAUUCUAUUCCCUAGUGAACUGUGCACAGUAAAUGAUUUACUAUGGAAUAGAGUAUCCUUCAGCACCGUGAACUGUCUGAGGAAGUUGCGCUUUUUAAAAUGAUUAUUUUAAAGGUCUACUCAGACCCCUAAAGCAAUUUAGCUCGCAUAAAAGCUUUGUGUGAAGUAUGUCUUCUUUCUUGCAUUCUGCAAAAAGUACAGAUUUAAAUCUGUUUUUUUAUUCCUCCCCCCGCCCCCCCAAGUAAAUUAACCUGGCUACACCCCUUUUGCUUUCAAGCAGACAGGUCAUUUUACUUCCUGGUUUGGUUAGCUCUGUGGAGCUGAGCUCAAGAGGCAGCAAUUGCCCAGAGCACUUGCCUCGCAAAUAUUUCUCAUUGAGCUGCAUUGGGAAGUCUGUGAUUGGACAGCCAGAGAAAUUCUGGGCGGGGUUAGAAGGGAAGGACUUGCAAAGGAUGCAGACAUGAGAACUACAGGUUUUUCAAGCUGUUUUUAGAUAAACCCCAAUGUAAAAUAUUGUUCAUUUUGGGGGUAUAUCUACUAAAUGGUGAGUUAUUUAUUUUGUAUAUGUGCAGUGUCCCUUUAAGCCAAUUUUACACUCAAGGAAUUGGUCACUAAGUUUAUAGGUCUGUUUAACAAUAUAAAAAUUGUGUUAAUUGUUUAUAGAUUUGCUUUACUUUUGAAAAAGACUCACAUCUGCCCUUUAAAGUAAUACAAAACCAUUAGAGAAACACUAUUCAAAUAAAUAAAUCACUAUCUGCUGCAUAUAACGGAAGCCAGGCAGAGUAAUAAGGCUAAUUUAUAAAAGUGCCAAUUUCUAAUAAAAUCUGCAAUUUUUGUAAAAUUACAAAAAGAGAACACACACAAAUCACUUCAGCAAGCUGAAGUGCUUUUGGUGGUCUGCAUUGACCCUUUAAGUAUGGUGUGUACUCUGGUUUGUAUGCAAACUUUGAUAAGUCCUUUCGUGUUAAAGGGAAACUAUAGUGCCAGGAAAACAAAAUAUUUUUCCUGGCACUAUAGAAUUCCCCUCUGUCAAGGUCCCCUCCACCGGCACCGAAUGGGUUAAUAACCCCUUCAGUCACUUACCUGGAUCAUCGGUGCUGGCUCAGCUCCGCCCACACUCCUCCCCCGCUGGCAUUAGGAUUUCCCCAUAGGAAAGCAUUAUUCAAAACUUUCAAAUGGGGAAAAUCUGACGCUGGAAGUCCUCAUGCAGAGCGGAGGACAUCCAGCGUCAGAUAACGGACCAAAAGUCAGUUUCAGUUCCGGAAGUCAUACAAGUGGCUGUCUGGUAGACAACCACUAGAGGAGGAGUUAACCCUCAGAGGUAAUUAUUGCAGUUUAUAAAAACUGAAGUGUUACGGGUGAUGGGAGUUUGCACCCAGACCACUUCAAUGAGCUAAAGUGGUCUUGGUGCCUACAGUGUCCCUUUAAUGUUAAAAUUCAUAGUAACACUGCAAGUGUGUUUAAAUUUGUAGGAUGUAGAUUCAUUAAAGAUAUGACCAAACCAUUAUAUAUGGGAGCAAAGGUCUCUAGUGUGAAGCUUUCUGUAAUUUUUCAAGAAAUUAGAACUCGUGUCAGAAAUGCAUCGUGGGAGUUGUCAUAAACUUAGGAAUUCAGUUGGAGAAUCAUGGGUUUGUGAUUAGUUGUCUUAUCUAAGCCCUGUCAAUAUGCAUGAAUGCAAAUUCUUAGACUAUAGCUUCAUAUUAUUGUGGGUGAAAUAUAUCUAUAAAAAUGGUAAAUGCAGAAUGUAAUCCUGCUUUUAAUGUGCCUAGGUUUGGGAAAUCACCUUGAAGAAGAUGAAAGUUUUUUAAUGACCAACACAAGUAACAGAAUCGUGCUGAUAACUGGGCCAGUUUCACAUUCUGAGCACCAGAAUGACGAUCUUGCCAAGGUACUUUUUCAAAGCAAUUCCACAUCCGUUCCUUAUGAAAUAACCACAGGCCUCACUGAAGUGUCACAACCACAGCCAGACACAGAACUUUCGUCAUGUUCCAGCACUCCACACAAGGUUUUAGAAGAACCCCUCACAGUUACCUGUCAGUUUGGUAAUUUUGCCGUGGAGAACAUAAAAAUGGCUGAGAUUUGCCCAGAAGUUGCCAGCGGCAUGCUUAUCCCUUGUCAAACACAGACUCCGGCUUUUGGUCAGGCUAAUAGCAAACCUAUUAUGUCUGGACUUUCCUUUGCCAGUGCUGUUCAUUCCAGUUCCCUACAUUCAGGAGGUAUACCUGAGAAAGGUUAUGCACCAAACGUGCCAUCAGAUCACAGUUACAUGACAUACACAGACACUGUGGAAAUACCGCUUGCACAGGGAGGAACAGUGCUGCUUGAGACCUCUACACUGGGUGGGAAAUGUGUUUUGGAAAACAGUCACGAAGCAACAUCAUGUGAUGUUAACAACGGGGACCAGUUUGUCAUCAUAGAGAACGCAGAAGAAAUUGCUACUGAAGAGGCAGGGACUCUCCUGGUUAAGACAAACGAUGCCACCGGCAUCCACUUAGAAAGCGUCGAAGCAUUUUUUCAAAUGGAACCAAAAUGAAGAUCGUACUAAUUUUGCACUGAGAUGGAAGCAAAAAAGUUUUUUUUUUGUUUUUGUUAUUUUUAUAUAGUAAAAUAGGAUAUUUCCUAUAUAUUCUUUUACCAAAAGUUUGUAAUUUAUCUGUAAAGUAUUUCUAUUAAGAGUUCUUGGUUUUUUGGGGAUUUUUUUCUUUUCUUUUUCAUUAUUAUUUAGAAACAAGUCAGGGGUGCAUUUGAUGUUUGCCUAUUAAUAUCUGACCUGAAGCUUAUUCUUCUAGACCGCAAGUACAAUAGUGCACGCAGGAAGUUUAAUUGUAAACUUAUUUAUGGAAUAUGCAAAGCUUCCUUAUAGGAAACUGCAUUUUACGCUGCACUUUGAACUUAACCCGUUCAUUUAAUACGUUGUGCAUUACAUGUUUGUUUAUAACUGUUAACAUGAUUUCUUUAUGUACUGCAAUGCAGCUGUAUUGAGCCAUUUGAGAACCCAUUUAGUAUGCUGUUAAUGCUUUAAAUUGCCUGAAAGAUUUAUACACCUGGGAUUUUAGAAACAUUUAAUUUACUCUGGCCAAAAAAAAAGAAACCUCUGUCUGUACAGCUGAUGUAGCACUUCAGCUAGCUUGAUAUUGUUCCAGGCUUAGGGCGAGCAAGGCAUUAUGGGAGCUGUAGUUUUGUAACAGCUGUGAAGGUAGGGUUGCCUUUUGGCCACUCUUAAUUUAGAUGAUUUUCAUUCUCUCAGGAUGGCAUGUAAUUAUAAAUUGGCUCCCGUGUUUUUUUUUUUUGGCAUGGAAAAUCACAUUCUCCUGUGGAAAUUAAAGUCCAUUUCAAUAAAAAGUUUGGGAAACAAGCAAAAAGUUGAUUUUAAGGGAACCGGCUUGCGCAAGAGAGGCCAAAAGAAAAUCCCCACCUUUUGUCAAAGUACAGAUCCCAUGAUGCGUUGCCAGCCUUCUACUCUCCCUGUUUGGCAAUAGUAAUUUGCAUAUUCAAGCGAUCCUAAAAUUAGUAGGAUUACAUCCCACGAGUCCUUGAUUGAGGGCAAACUUGAGCUACAUGGUGUAACACUUUAACUCCAUAAAUACAUGCAAACAUUGACCCUUAUAACCUGGCUGUUCUGGAUUUACUAUUCUUGCAAGUUUAGUGUGUGGUUGUCUUUGCAGGAACAAUUCAUACUCUUCAUUGAAAAAAAAUUAAAAAAAUUGUACACCGGCAUAUGUACGUUGAUAGAUAUUGUCAGGAUGCAAAUUUGUUUGGUUCUCCAAUUCAAAAUAAAUGUUUACUCUAAGUAUGUCUUGGUUGUAUUUUUUUUACUUACUACAU
This is a messenger RNA of Pelobates cultripes (western spadefoot toad), 15339 nucleotides long. NCBI's taxonomy places the organism in Eukaryota, Metazoa, Chordata, Amphibia, Anura, Pelobatidae. The record is from the annotation of a GenBank genome assembly.